ACCACACCAUAGUAAUUUUUGUUUUGUACUAUCGUUACUCAUAAAUGCUAAUUCCCAUAGAUCACUCCUAAAUUUUUCGAAGAACUUGCCAUUUCUAGCACUUCUGAUCUCAACUUAAACCUGAUCUUCAUGUUGCUCUAUCCUGUUUACAAAGUGGUGAAACAGAUGCAAGAUAUGACGUCUUUUUUAAACAAAAUGUUUCUAGGGAAAUGAUUUAUCUUUCCUCCAGAUUUGAGGAGGGCAUUGGUGCCAGCUACACCUUCUCACCCCUCCCAAAACUCCUGGGUUGCGUAAAUACUGAGAGACUCAUCAUAUAAAGGAUGUGUGCAUCCUUGGACUAUUUUUUGCCAAGCUGGGUCUAGGCUUCCUGACGUUGGUUGUUGAGCUGGAAGGAAGGAACAAGGCAAGCAUUCACUCUUUGGCUGUUAUCUGCCCAAGACAGACAGAAACCCAGCUUGGCCAGCAUUUCAUUGCGUUUCCAGAGUUGUCCAAACUCAGCGACAGCAAAGAGAAAGACAAGAGGCAUCAGACCCCCCAAAAGACCCCGAAAAUGCCAUCUUCUGAGAGCAAUGUCCCUUCCUACAUUGGCCUCUCCAUCUUCAACAUGCUCUGUUGCUGCCUUCCUCUUGGAAUUGCAGCCUUGAUCUACUCUUGCCAGGUGGACACCGCCUACAGUUCAGGAAACGUCAACCUGGCCGCCCAAUCGUCCCACAUGGCUCGCACCCUGAACAUCAUUGGCAUCGUCCUCGGUGUGAUUAUGCUGAGCAUCCUCAUCGUGUAUUACGUGGUUGUUAGUACGAAGUGAGAAGGCGGUCCAGCAUCGCCGCUGCUGUAGCCUUUGGGAACGGAUCCGGCCCAGAACUGUUGCGCCAUUAACAAGAAUGCUGCGAUGCUGGGAGACAUUGGCUCCUCUACUGAAAAAGAAACCCUUCAUUGCAUUUUUUGCCUAAGUGCUUAAGUGCUUUGCCUUGCCUUUUUCUUACCCAGAUGCCACCCAUUGUGUGCCUUAAGAGCAUAUAGCAAAGUUGUACACCAAUAAAACUCAAAACGUUGAGUAAAAACUCUGCC
Molecule: messenger RNA, 1068 nt
Organism: Sceloporus undulatus (fence lizard)
Lineage: Eukaryota; Metazoa; Chordata; Lepidosauria; Squamata; Phrynosomatidae
Product: synapse differentiation-inducing gene protein 1-like
Exons: 2
Coding region: 551-805 (84 amino acids)
Cellular component (GO): membrane
Source: RefSeq, a predicted model, not a curated record